Linum trigynum is the source of this 312-nucleotide messenger RNA. Lineage: Eukaryota; Viridiplantae; Streptophyta; Magnoliopsida; Malpighiales; Linaceae. The record is from the annotation of a GenBank genome assembly.
AUGUUCUCCCCAAAUACUCAAAAACAAAACUCUCAACCCCUCACCCAGACCCGCCGCCACCCUAAUCUGCCGCCAUCCAGACCCGUCGCCGCCAGCAUCACCCUCACCCAGAGCUCUGGCGUCAGCCAGACCCGCCGCCAUCCAGAAGGAGAGGAAUUCGCCGCCAGACCCGGCGCCACCCUAAUCUGCCGCCGUCAACCAGACCCUCGCCCAGACUCGCCUCCACCACCAAGACCUGUCGCCGCCACCCAGACCCGUCGCCGCCAGCAUCUUCGCCCAAGCCCAGAUCCGCCGCACUGUCGCCGAGGAUGA